Paramecium pentaurelia is the source of this 471-nucleotide messenger RNA. The record is from the annotation of a GenBank genome assembly. NCBI's taxonomy places the organism in Eukaryota, Ciliophora, Oligohymenophorea, Peniculida, Parameciidae.
AUGAAUAAUUUACAAUACAUAAUGGAAAUUUAUAUUUCUAAUCAAUAAAUCUUAUUUAUUAUUAUCAUUAGAAAACUUACUCUUAUGGGUUGUCAUAUUAGAAAAUAAUAAAUGCCAAUUAUCUUAGAUCCAGAUCUGAAAGACAAAGAAUAUGUGUACCAAAUAAAAACAAAAGGAGCUAGAAAAAUGUAAAUCUACUAAUGGGGGGAAAUUAAUUUAUAGUCAAUAGGUAUGUUCCUGAAAAUAUUGGUUAGGUAAAAGUACUAUUAUGAGAAGAAGAAGUACUACUUAACAAAAUAUUUCCAUCAGCUGAAAGGUUCUAUGCCUAAGUUAUGAAUUUAUAGUUAUGUUAUUUUAUUCUGAAUCAAAUAUAUUCAUUCAUGAAUCUGGAUGAUUUCCUGUAAGAAUUAGUUUUAGAGAGUAAUAUUCUUCUAUAUAUAUUAAGAAUCACUGAAUUCUAAAUUAAAGUGA